GUUUUCCAGGACUCCGGCUGCUGGGUGUGAAUGCCAUCUUCCUGCUGCCUCCCCUCCUUCCUCACAGACCAAAGUCCUGCCUUCAGCAGCAGGAAUCUGAUUCCAGUUAGUCCGGCCCCUUCAGCAGAACUCAGCGUGGCUGAAGAACUCAGUGGUUUGGUGACAAUCACAAGAGGAAGAGGAGAAAGCUGCACACUCCACAAACCGCUGGGUAGAUUGGAAAAUGCUGCUUUCGGUGUCUGCUGGCUUGCUGCUGCAGGACGUUUGGCUGGAAGCUCUGCAUUUACUUCAGGAUGGUGCCUUGCUAGAUGGGCUUUGAGAUUCAGUCGCUGUGUGCUGGAAAGUCGAACAUGGUGUGCAGUGACCUCAGUGCGAACUCUGACCUCACAGGGUCACGAGCUUCAGCUAGAUGCCGGCGCCCCUUCAGCAGCAUUAAGUUUUUUGUCUUCUGCCACAGUUUGCUGCAGCUGGCACAGCUGCUGGUGUCAGGCUACAUGAAGAGUUCCAUCUCCACCAUCGAGAGGCGCUAUGGCCUCUCCAGCCAGAAGUCGGGCCUGCUGGCAGCCUUCAAUGAGGUAGGAAACACAGUCCUGAUCAUUUUUGUGAGUUUCUUUGGUAGUCGAGUCCACCGGCCGCGGUUCAUUGGGGGUGGAGCUCUGCUGGCCAGUUUAGCAUCCCUGCUGAUAGCGCUGCCACAUUUCCUGAGCGGAACCUAUGACUACACCGGCCGCUUCACCUCUCCCAGUGAUAACAGCUCUGGCGUCUGCCAAUCAGGGAGCACUGUCACCACGCUGGCCUCCAAUCAGAGCUGUGAUCAGUGGGAAACUGCCACCCAGCAGGGCAUUUACCCCCUGCUGCUGCUGGGUCAGCUGCUGCUGGGUAUCGGUACCGUCCCCAUCCAGCCCUUCGGCAUCUCCUACAUCGACGACUUCGCCAGCAAAAAGAACUCACCGCUUUAUCUUGGAAUCCUGCUCGCUGUGACCGCCAUCGGCCCGGCCUUCGGCUUCGUCACAGGGUCUUUCAUGCUGCGUAUUUAUGUUGACUUUGACAAGUUGUCCAAAGACCAGAUCCACCUGAAACAUUCAGACCUGCGCUGGGUUGGAGCCUGGUGGCUCGGCUUCCUGGUGGCGUCGUGCUUCCUCUUCCUGACAGCGGUGCCGUACCUCUUCUUCCCCAGAAACCUGCCCAAAGAGGACGGAGACGAGACGAGUCCGGACACAAAGCAGUCGAUAAGCUCGCCACAGGAAGUGUCCCUUCUCCAGUUCCUCAAAAGUUUUCCUCAGAUCGUCCUGCGGACGUUACGGUGUCCCGUCUACUUGCUGGUGGUUCUGGCUCAGGUCAACCUGGCAGCACUGCUCGCGGGACUCGCCACCUUCAUGGCAAAAUUCAUUGAAAGACAGUUUAACCAGAGCACGUCCUUCUCCACCAUGAUGAUAGGUGGACUUUGCAUUCCUUUGGCGGUGCUUGGUACCAUCCUGGGCGGCGCUGUUAUGCGAAGAAUGAACAUUUCCGUUAGCGGAGCCAGCAGGUUGUGUACCACUGCCAUUGCGCUGUGUUUGCUAACCUCCACACCGCUGCUUCUCAUUGGCUGUCCCACCCAGAGAGUAGGCGGAGUCUUUCCUGUCAGGAAUGAGUCGAUGCCGUGCAGUUCUGGGUGUCUAUGUCGUCAGGAUGGGUUUAAUCCAGUCUGUGGUUCUGAUGGGGUGGAAUUCAGGUCUCCCUGCCACGCUGGCUGUAUCACCAUGAUAUCAGAUAGUAUCAACAAAACCACAACCUACAGAGAGUGCCGGUGUGUUGGCGGUCAUGGCUUCGCCUCACCAGGCACCUGCGGCAGCACAUGCUCCCACCUCCUCCUCCCCUUCAUCGUGCUGCUGGGUCUCACCAGCUUCAUUGCGUCCCUCUCCCAGACGCCAUCCUGCAUGAUGAUACUUAGGACUGUGCUGACAGAAGAUAAGUCGUUUGCAGUCGGUGUUCAGUACAUGCUCUUCAGGGUUCUCGCGUUCAUGCCCGGACCUGUUCUGUAUGGCAGCGUUAUUGACACCACCUGUGUUCUGUGGGGCAAGAAGUGCGGCAGACAGACGUCCUGUCUCUACUACAACCUGGACCAGUUCAGACACAGGUUUCUGGGUCUGCAAGCUAUGUUCGUAUGUGGUGCCAUGAUCUGCUUCCUGCUGUCGGUUCUGGUUCUGCAUCAGCAAGCAGGACGUGCAAACCGGGGUUCAGGAGGAAAAGCUGGCUAUGAGCUGGUGAAUGAACCACAUUCUCCGGACAGCUUGGCUUCCAAAGAACUGCAAGCCAUCCUGACCUGAAGAAGACAGACCAGACGACUACAGGGACUCUAAAAAAAGAGAAAUUAGAGAUCAGCAAGUUUGAAAAGUAUAUUCGACUUUGUUUAGCAAAACCUUUUAAAUCUCCAGCGCUAUAUAUACAACCCCUGGCAAAAAUUAUGGAAUCACCGGCCUCAGAGGAUGUUCAUUCAGUUGUUUAAUUUUGUAGAAAAAAAGCAGAUCACAGACAUGACACAAAACUAAAGUCAUUUCAA
This is a messenger RNA of Thalassophryne amazonica, 2542 nucleotides long. It is a transcript of the gene slco2b1, whose product is annotated as solute carrier organic anion transporter family, member 2B1. NCBI's taxonomy places the organism in Eukaryota, Metazoa, Chordata, Actinopteri, Batrachoidiformes, Batrachoididae. Gene Ontology annotation, cellular component: membrane. Gene Ontology annotation, molecular function: protein binding; bile acid transmembrane transporter activity. The transcript is spliced from 16 exons. Bases 309 to 2309 code for a protein of 666 amino acids. The record is from RefSeq and is a predicted model, not a curated record. Gene Ontology annotation, biological process: sodium-independent organic anion transport; bile acid and bile salt transport; transmembrane transport.